CAGCGCGAGUAAUUUAACAUGGCGGAAAAUGCCACCGUAGAGGCUCCGAGCCCGCGGGGGUGUGCGGAUGGGGAGGACGCAGAGCCCCAAGAGGAGGGGAUGGCAGAAACGCCGAGAGAUGAUCAGGAGCAAUUUGAGUGCCAGGAACUGCUCGAGUGGCAAGUGCAGGUGGGGGGCCCCGAGGAAGAAGAGGACGCGGGCCCGGUGGCCGAGGCCGAGGCCGAGGCGGUAGCUGCCGGCUGGAUGCUCGAUUUCCUCUGCCUGUCUCUUUGCCGGGCCUUCCGCGACGGCCGCUCCGAGGACUUCCACCGGACCCGCGACAGUGCCGAGGCUAUUAUCCACGGAAUGUCCAGUCUAACAGCUUAUCAAUUGAGAACUAUAUACAUAUGUCAGUUUUUGACAAGAAUUGCAGCAGGAAAAUCCCUCGAUGCACAGUUUGAAACUGAUGAACGAAUUACACCCUUGGAAUCAGCCCUGACAAUUUGGGCUUCAAUUGAAAAAGAACAUGACAAACUUCAUGAAGAAAUACAGAAUUUAAUUAAAAUUCAGGCUAUAGCUGUUUGUAUGGAAAAUGGCAAUUUUAAAGAAGCAGAAGAAGUCUUUGAAAGAAUAUUUGAUGACCCGAAUUCUUAUGAGCCUUUAAAAAGGAAAUUGCUUAUGAUAAUCUCUCAGAGAGAUACAUUCCACUCAAUUUUUCAACACUUCAGCUACAACAACAUGAUGGAGAAAAUUAAGAGUUAUGUGAAUUAUGUGAUAAAUGAAAAAUCAUCAGCCUUUCUUAUGAAGGCCGCAGCAAAAGUAGUGGAGAGUAAAAGGACAAGAACAACUCAAGAUAAAGCAAGUGCUAACGGUAUUGAAGUGGAAACCGAAGCUAGUUUGGAUAUAGGAGAAAGUGUUAGUGACAAACGGUCUGCAACUGAAUUCUCAGGGGGUACAGUAUCCUUACCAAGGUCUCACAAGAAGUUCUUUGUAUCCAAGUCAAAACAUAGAUGCCAACAACAGGAUUUUAAUAGGCAAGAAGAAAGAAUGGAAACUCUUCAAAGUGAAAGAAUGAAAAGACUCAGGAGACAAGCUGCUGAAAAAGAGAGAAGACAUGUUUCGAAGAGUCAGCCAGUAACUUCUAAAACACAUCGAUCUAGGAAAAAACAGGCUUGGCUUUGGGAAGAAGACAAGAAUCUGAGAUCCGGUGUGAGGAAAUACGGAGAGGGAAACUGGUCUAAAAUACUGUUACAUUAUAAAUUCAACAACCGAACAGGUGUCAUGUUGAAAGACAGAUGGAGGACUAUGAAGAAGCUAAAACUGAUUUGCUCAGACAGUGAAGACUGAAUGUGUUUGUAAAAGCUUGACAGAAGGACAGUUAAAUACUUUGAUCACUGCAUUUUGUUUGAAACUUGGUGGUCAUUGAUGUAUCUUAAAAUUUUUGUCUAAAGCAUUACAGUGUCAUUAUAGUAUCACUUUAAUUAAUAUGAAGAUUUAUGCUAUAAGAGUAAGAUUAUAUGCCAUCAUUGCAUUCUUUAAGAAUCUUUUUCCUCUGAUAAAUGUAAACUUGUUGAACCCUGCUGCUUUCAAUAACCCUAUCCCCAAAUCCUAUUCCAAUAAAAAAAAAAAAUUGAAAACCUGGUAAGAGAAAAAAUAUUCCUAUUAACCUAUGCUGUGUCUGUAAGCUCACUUGACCUUUGUAACACACAUAAAAAUGAAGUUUUUUUAAGACUUGAUUUAUGGCCUUAAUAUAUUAGUUACUAAUACAUUUGUAUAUAGAAUGAUACAUGUACAAAGUAAUCCAUGAGUUGUAACAUUCUUAAAUUUUCCUUUCAGUUGUUUUAUAUAGAGGAGAAAACUUAAAAAUAGUAAUACCCAUAGGAGGACAAAGUUUGUACUAUUACCAAGAAUAGCUUCAUGUCUCAUUUAGGUACAUUUAACUUUGUUCCAGUGUUAAAACUUUGACAAAGAUGGUUUUAAAUCUGCCUUUAACCUGGUGCCAUAAAUACCAGUUUCUUUGAUUUUUUUUUUUCUCUAUAUUUUCAUUUAAUACAUCGAUAUUGGGCCUAAGUGGUAUUCUGUAAAUGCUUAAAUUAGUGUUACCCAUGGUAAUUUUGAUGUCUAUGAUAAUUGCUAAAUAAAUAAGGUCAUCCAUAUCUUACUGAACAA
Callorhinus ursinus (northern fur seal) is the source of this 2148-nucleotide messenger RNA. RefSeq names its product telomeric repeat binding factor 1 (gene TERF1). The record is from RefSeq and is a predicted model, not a curated record. Lineage: Eukaryota; Metazoa; Chordata; Mammalia; Carnivora; Otariidae. Gene Ontology annotation, biological process: negative regulation of DNA replication; negative regulation of telomeric D-loop disassembly; telomere maintenance via telomerase. Gene Ontology annotation, cellular component: chromosome, telomeric region; nucleus; nuclear telomere cap complex. Gene Ontology annotation, molecular function: telomerase activity; double-stranded telomeric DNA binding; protein homodimerization activity.